AAUUUCUUUUUUAGUAAAUACCAAUUCAUUCAUUGGGAUUCAAUUCUAUUUUUCAAGUUUUUAAGAUCAGAUGGUAUUUUUGAAAAAAUGGGCUUACUAAUCAGUAGGCCCAUCUACUUAAUGAUUAAUAGGCCCAAUUGCUAGAAACCCAACAUGCACCGAUCGUCUCGGCUUGACCGUUUUGACCGCUAAAAAUUCUUUUCCUUUAUCUGAUCUGAGACUGAAACCUCCGACGAUAUCGAUGGCGAAUCCAACGCUCAUUUUCCUCAUUAUCGUUCUCCUCGCCGCCGCGCCGGCCUCGGAGUCAAUCUCCUACUCACAGUAUCGUACACUCUUCUCCCUCUCCCACACUCUCCUGACUCGAGUGGAAAACCUACGCGCCGCCAGGGGCGACAUCUCUGGCGCGAACCGGGCCAGGGUCAUGGCGGCGAAGCUGGAGCGAGGAAUGGGUCUAGGGUUUUGGAGAUUCAUGUGGUCAGCCGGUUGGGACUACGUCACCAACUACGCAUGGAGGGACUUGUCCUAUCCGGAGCUCUUCGCCGCCGUUUCCGACUCCAACGAGUUGCUGAAAUGGCUGGGCGAUUUGUCUCGGGCGGAAUCGGCCGGCGAACGUGCCGCCUGGGUUGGCAGAAAUUACAAAAAUGUCCUUAAGGUCUCUAGUUCGAUGCUCUCUAGGCUUCUCAAAGUGUUUCGCCAAUCGGGAAAAUUGAGGGAAGUGGUGGAGACAGUGCAAAGAGAGGUGGUUGACGGUGGAUUAUUGAGAGAUUGUCUUGAACUGGGCACUAAUGACUUAAAAGGUUUGAUUCAAAUCCUCAAAGAUAUGGGGCUGCAAUAUGCUUCCAACUCAGAUUCUACUAAUAGUGACUUGUGACGUUGCUCACUAUUGAAAAUUGUUUCACACAACCAUGUGAAGUAAGGUAGUUCAUGCUAAUUCCAAAUCACACACACACACACUCCACUAUAUAUAUAUAUAUAUAUAUAAAUAUAUACAGGAAUUGACAACUUUUACUGUGUAUCCUUUUGGGCAAAGCUAGGAUUUUCUUUCAAGAUGUUUUGUUUCUAUGUUUUGGCCAAAUAUGAUGGGCAAGUUUUUCGAGGUGCACAAGGGCUUUGUUUUUUUGUUGACAUGACAAUUCUUGUUACUUACUAAAUAAAGUGGAGGCCAUGAGUCUUGACCCUC
Humulus lupulus (European hop) is the source of this 1180-nucleotide messenger RNA. RefSeq lists its product as uncharacterized. Bases 242 to 871 code for a protein of 209 amino acids. The record is from RefSeq and is a predicted model, not a curated record. Lineage: Eukaryota; Viridiplantae; Streptophyta; Magnoliopsida; Rosales; Cannabaceae. The transcript has 2 exons.